This is a messenger RNA of Quercus lobata, 3323 nucleotides long. RefSeq names its product mechanosensitive ion channel protein 6-like. Gene Ontology annotation, cellular component: plasma membrane. NCBI's taxonomy places the organism in Eukaryota, Viridiplantae, Streptophyta, Magnoliopsida, Fagales, Fagaceae. The coding region runs from base 298 to 3129 and encodes 943 amino acids. Gene Ontology annotation, biological process: monoatomic anion transport; transmembrane transport. The transcript is spliced from 5 exons. Gene Ontology annotation, molecular function: mechanosensitive monoatomic ion channel activity. The record is from RefSeq and is a predicted model, not a curated record.
GUCUUCUGGCACCACAUGCUCUCAGCUUCACAAACAAACUCCCUCCUGAAAAAGCAAAACUCUUCAUUAUUUAAAACUCUCCAUAUUUAAAUUCAAUUCACACUCAACCAAACCAACCAAAAGUAACACGCGUCAAACACACUUUUCCUUAAAAACCUUAAACAAUUUCCUCCACUUUUUCAUCUGCUUCCGGCACCAAACCCUAACACCUUCCUCACUUGACACUCUCCCAAAUUAUUAUUAUUUUUUUAAUUUUUUAAUUUUUUUUUAAUUCCCUAAAAUAUUCAAUUGAUUCACAUGGAUUUCUCACUCAGAAAAUCCUUCAAAUCCCACAACUCUUAUAAACACCUCAGAAAGGUCUCCGCAGAUAAAUCCAACCACAGCCACGAACACCUCCCUAUGCUCUUCCACCAACACCACGACGACGACUCAAUGCGAGCCGUUGAUUUGUCUGACCACCACCGCGAAGAAGUCAUUGUCAAGAUCGACGACGGAGAUUCCACGGCGAUGAAAGGCUCUGAAACCACUGGCGGCAAGAUUUGGAGAGAGAAUAGUUACGACUUUUGGAAAGACGAAGACAAGUCGGGUUUUGAUUUCGUGCGACGCGGCGGCGGCGGAGAGAAUAGUAAUGCUGUGGCGGCAGCGGCAGCGGCAGCGGCGGCGGAGGAGGAGAAAGAUCCGCCGUCGAAAUUGAUCAGGCAGUUCCUGCACAAGCAAAAGGCUUCGGGCGAUAUGUCGUUGGACAUGGAUUUGGAAAUGGAAGAGCUCCGCGACGAAAACGACAGGAAAUUGCCUCCCGUUUCCGAGUCCUCACUCAAAGCGACAGCCUCGAGAGAGCUCCGGGUGUCGUUUCAAGAAACCGAAUCUUCAACCCCCACCCCCACCACCGCCAACAACAAAAACAACAACGACUCAGUACGACGCCGUUUUAGCAACGACGACAAUAACAACAACAACAACAACGACAACAACAAUGACGUGGUGACGUGUACGGCAAACGCGUCGGUUCAGAGGAAAUCGAGCUUGUUGAGAGCGAAAACUCGGUCGAGGUUGAUGGACCCGCCGCCCGCUGAAAUGGAAAAGCGGUCGGGUUGGAUUCCCAAGUCGGGUCAGAUUCCCAAGUCGGGUCAGAUUCGAUCCGGGAUGUUGCCGAAAAUUGAGGACGAAGACGACGACCCGUUUUUGGAAGAUGAUGUGCCGAACGAGUUCAAAGGUGGGAAUGUGAAUGCAUGGACUAUUUUGCAAUGGCUGGGCUUGGUUGUGCUUAUAGGAGCUUUGGUUUGCACGCUCAGUAUACAUUACUUGCGGGACAAGAAUCUGUGGAAACUGAAGCUGUGGAAAUGGGAAGUUAUGGUUUUGGUUUUGAUUUGUGGGAGAUUGGUUUCUGGGUGGGGAAUUAGGAUUAUAGUGUUUUUUAUUGAAAGGAAUUUUCUUUUGCGUAAAAGGGUGCUUUACUUUGUAUAUGGGGUGAGAAAGCCUGUGCAGAAUUGUCUUUGGUUGGGACUUGUUUUGAUGGCUUGGCAUUUUUUGUUUGAUAAGAAGGUUGAGAGGGAGACGAAGAGUGAUAAGCUUAAGUAUGUUACUAAGGUUUUGGUUUGUAUGUUGGUGGGUACUCUGGUUUGGUUGGUUAAGACACUGAUGGUUAAGGUUUUAGCUUCAUCUUUUCAUGUGAGUACUUAUUUCGAUAGGAUUCAGGAGUCUUUGUUUAAUCAGUAUGUGAUCGAGACGUUGUCCGGGCCGCCCUUGAUUGAGAUACAGAACGCGAAGGAAGAUGAGUUUAGGCUUGUUGAUGAGGUUAGGAAGUUGCAAAAUGCGGGUGCUACUAUGCCCCCGGAUUUGAAGGCGACUGCUUUUCCUUCGAUGAUGAGCGGAAGGGUUAUUGGGAGUGGUGGGCUGCAGAAAAGUCCGAAAGUGAGGAGUGGGAAGUUGUCGAGGACACAGUCGAAGAAGGGGGAUGAGGGCAUAACUAUUGAUCAUUUACAUAAGUUGAAUCCUAAGAAUGUGUCGGCGUGGAAUAUGAAGAGGUUGAUGAGGAUUGUGAGGCAUGGGACAAUUACCACAUUGGAUGAGCAGAUAAUGGAUACUACCCCUUCUGGGGGCGAUGAUUCUUCUACGCAGAUUAGGAGUGAAGUUGAGGCGAAAGCCGCAGCAAAGAAAAUAUUUCAGAAUGUUGCUAGGCGCGGGUCCAAGUUCAUCUACAUGGAGGACUUGAUGCGUUUCUUGCGAGAAGAUGAGGCUAUGAAAACCUUGAGUCUCUUUGAAGGAGCCUCUGAGACCAGGAGAAUCAGUAAAUCAUCCUUGAAGAACUGGGUGGUCAAUGCGUUCAGAGAGCGAAGAGCACUCGCUUUGACGUUGAAUGAUACCAAAACAGCCGUGAACAAGCUUCAUCGAGUGUUGAACAUUCUAGUUGGCCUUGGCAUAUUUGUGGUUUGGCUUCUGAUAUUGGGAAUUGCGACAACCAAAUUUCUGCUCUACAUAAGCUCUCAGCUCGUCCUCGUUGCAUUUAUUUUUGGAAACACCUGCAAGACAGUAUUUGAAGCAAUCGUCUUCUUAUUUGUAAUGCAUCCAUAUGAUGUUGGAGAUAGGUGUGAAAUUGAAGGGGUUCAGAUGGUUGUAGAAGAAAUGAACAUCUUGACUACCGUAUUUCUGAGAUAUGACAAUGCAAAGCUCAUUUUCCCAAACAGUGUUCUUGCUACUAAGCCCAUCAAUAACUUCUAUCGUAGUCCUGACAUGGGAGAUGCCAUUGAAUUCUUUAUCCAUAUAGCAACACCUGCAGAUAAGAUUGCAGCUAUGAGGCAAAGAAUAAUUAGUUAUAUUGAGAGCAAGAAGGAGCACUGGUAUACUGCACCUAUGAUUAUAUUGAAGGAUUUUGAAGAGUUAAACAGACUGAGGUUGGCCUUGUGGCUGACACACAAAAUGAACUACCAAGACAUGGGUGAGAAGUUUGCAAGGAGAUCUCUUUUGAUGGAAGAGAUGGUUAAGAUUUUCCAUGAGCUUGAUAUUCAAUACCGCCUGCUUCCAGUUGACAUUAAUGUCCGCGCCAUGCCUCCUGUGAUCUCUACCCGUGUUCCAACCACUUGGGUGGAAAAUACGAGUUUGAGUGAGGAAACAGGCAAGUUUGCCAACUAGUUGUAUCUCCAUGGUAUGCAUAUGACAGUUGGCAAUUGACUUGCAGGGCACCAUUUUCAUAGAGUAGCAUUCUGUAUAAAAUGACAAUAAUUUUGUGUAUUAUUCUGUUUAGUUGGCUUAUCUUGUCUGAAUUUAGUCUUCAGGCUUUUAUAUAUUAUGCACCUAGUACCUAUCAAACUAGAGUAAUUUCUUUC